AAGAUUAGAAAGAACAAAAAUACAGUGUAGUGUUGCGUUCGAAAAUCCUACUCGUGAGGUAGAGUAUCAUUGAUUUGACUAAUCAGGACAAAGAAAUUUUUCCUCCUUUUGUCUUGAUUGGUCAAUUAAAUGUUAUUUUACUCCAUGGGUAAGAUUUCCGAAAGCAUUUUAGAAAGAGAGUUUAGAGAGUCCUUCUUCCCUCAAAACAAAUAACCUAAAUACUGAUUGCGUAUGUCAUAUGAUGAAAAAUAAACAUGAAAAAGAAAAACUUAUAAUCUCCAAACUAAAAUAAUAAAAAGUAGUUUUGUAUAUUCACAAGUAUAAAGAUAUUUGGAAAAAAAGAAGAAAAAAACGAAUACAAUGCAAUCGCAAGGAGCUAUGGAAUCCUUUCUUAGCGCGUCAAAAAUUGCUUUGUCUCAAUUAUCGUUAUAUCAUACAAUUCGGGUCGUUCUGGGAAAUCAGACAUGCGAUUUGGAUUCUGCUAUAUGUGCUCUGGUCCAAGGAUUAUUAGAAUAUGUUGAUGCCAAAAAGCAAGGACUGUGCAAUCUUGCCAUAAUACCAGUCAUGAAUAUCCCAGAAAAGGAAUUUCGCAUUAAGACCGAAGUAGUUUACAGCCUAAAAUCUCAUAAUAUUCCUUUAAAUUUGAUAACAUUUAGAGAUCAGAUCAAUUUGCAAAAUGUACAGAAUAAUGCUGACAAGAAGCUGGAGCUGAUUUUAGUGGACCAUCAUACUCUCGCGAAUGAAGAUGUCGCGUUAAAAUCUUCAGUUAUAGCAAUUAUUGAUCAUCGACCAUUGGAUCCAGCCUGGUCAUGGCCCAAUGUAUUGUUAAACAUAGAAACUGUUGGAAGCUGUGCCACCCUUGUUGCACGUAAUGUUCUACAAAAGAAUGCUGAUAUUUUGGAUGCACAAAUUGCGAGUCUUUUACAAGGUCCAAUAUUAAUUGACACCUACAAUAUGUCAAUUGAAGCUGGUCGGGCAACUGCUACUGAUAUUGAUGUAUUAAACACCCUUGAGCAACUUGGUAGACUUAUGUCCACUAGAACUGAAACAUUUAACAAAAUUAUGAAUGCAAAAACAAAUGUUAGUGAAUUAAGUCUUGAAGAACUUAUGAUUAAGGAUUUAAAAAUAACCGAUGGUGUACCUCUUGUAGGGUUCUCUCUUUUAGUAGAGAACUUCCUUAUGCGAGAAAACGCGAAAGAAACAAUUGAAAAGUUUGGUGAUGAUAGAAAUUGCGAUGUCAUUAUUCUCAUAGGUCAAAAUGUGAGCAGUGAACAUGUAUGUAGAGAUAUUGCAAUCUUCUCGACAUUGUCUAAUCAAUUAGCAAAUGAAAUAAUCCAAGCAUUGAUUUCUUCUACUCAACCAUACUUAAAUCUAGAGUUGGUCAAAGAAAUUCAAGAUGAGAAAUAUAAGCUCUGUUUGUAUAGACAAGGAAAUGUAAAGGUAACACAAAAAUGCAUUCUUCCCCUUGGCAUGGAAGAAGGAAGAAUCCCGGAUGAAGCGAUCACGGCAUCAUCCAGUUACGAGAUGAAAUCCGUAGGUCCCCAAAAUGCAAGAAUACGACAGGAGAAGAACGGUGGCGCUUGGUGUCCGAAAGCUCAAAUCAGUAGCGCUAUACGCGAAUAUCUGGAAAUUGAUUUGACGAGAGAUCAUCUUAUCACGUGGACCGAGACUCAAGGCCGAUUCGGUAACGGUCAGGGUCAGGAAUAUGCCGAGGCGUUUUUUCUGGAAUAUUGGCGACAUGAAAGAUGGCAUCAGUAUAAAGAUUUAAGAGGGAACAAGAUUCUGCGUGGUAAUAGUAAUACAUAUCUAGUCGAGAAGCAGAAGUUGGAUCUACCGUUCGUUGCGAGUCGAGUGAGAUUUGUUCCUUACAGUCAACAUCCGCGCACCGUGUGUAUGCGUGUCGAGAUUUAUGGCUGCAUCUGGAACCAAAACAUCGCUAGUUAUGCUAUGCCUAAAGCUGAUAAAAUUGGACCUAAUGGAUGUAACGUCGAAGAUACGUCGUACGAUGGCACCGAGAUCGAGAAUUUAAUGUUGAACGGAUUAGGACAAUUAACAGACGGCAUAGUUGGCAGCGAAAUUGAGAUCUUCGAAUCCGAUAGAAUAACUAACUGGGUCGGAUGGCACGGUCGCGACAAUGUAGAAUUGUUCUUUGAGUUCCGACUUUUUCAGAAGUUUAAAAACUGUACGAUUCACGUGGCCGAUUUACCCGAUCUAAAUGUCGAGAUGUUCUCGAUGGCAAACUUUUGGUUUUCAUCGGAUGGCAAGGAUUAUCAUGCGACGCCGGAAAUGUUUCAAACAUUUAAUGACUCUAAGACGAGCAUUAUCCCUAACACUAGCAACGAGAAAGAUGGCAAAAGCAGAAACAGCAUCUCGAUAUCUAUUCCCUUGCAAUCAAGAAUCGGCAAAUUUGUCAAAAUAGAAUUAAAACUUAGAUCAAAAUGGUUAUUGUUGAGCGAAAUCACAUUCGAGACAGUUCCAGACGUAAAAAACGUCACUGACAGAGCGUUAGAACGAUUAUUAUGGAUAUAUUCGAACAAUAAUGAGAACAUAUCUCAAACGAUCAAUGAGGACCAGAUCGUGAAAAUAAAGCAGAUCGAAGACAAACAAAAUAAGGACGAAAACGACGAGACUCAAAUAGAGAACAAAAUUAGAGGUGCAACUGGCGACGAGAGAGGGAUUAAUAUUCUGCACGGACAUAUAAUGACGGGAAUAUCUGAAUCGAAUGAGACAACAUCGGUGUUAAACGAGUCAAAUCUGACGCCGGACGCUUUUCCCGUAAACAAUUCAUCAACGUACAUCGGAUUGAUCAGCGCAGCGUUAACCGUAAUAGUCUUUCUCUCGAGUUGCACGAUUUUCUUGAUGAAACAAAGGGGUCGCAACAAAGUGGCUCUACUGCAAAAACACACUGCGUUAUUAUGCGGCUCGCCGGCAUCGGGUAUCACGAUCAAUACGAAGGAUAUCAAAUUACCCACACCGAUCGUGGUCAACAAUCUAUCGCAAUCGAGAUUAUCAUUGAAGAGCAAAAUUUCCUCGAACAACGAUUAUAAAUUCAGCGAUGUUGGUACAAACGGACAGCGUAGCACUUACGAGAAAAUUGAUAAAAUAUCUUCGGAGCAGUAUAUGAAAUGCGAAGGAAGAUCCAAUUAUAAAACUGAACAGUUUGAUUCUAAAAACAACGAAAAGUUUAAGGACGAAACGCGAAUGGAAUGUAUAAUUCCAACAAUAAAACCGAUUUCUUCGCAAACGGGAAAAAUCAAUCAAAGGGUAUACGAGAGUUAUUACGCAGCUACAGACAUUCUGACGAUAAAGAGACGCGAUCAGCAUCCAACUGUAAGUUUCUUCACACCGCUACUCAUUCGGGAUUCGGUCGUGUCGUACAAACGCGGGACUUACGAUGUUCCACGUAUCUCUCGACAUAGAUUAAGAAUCCUCGAUAAACUCGGCGAGGGAAACUUUGGUUUGGUUCACUUAUGCGAAGCGAAAGGCAUACAAAAUCCGGAUUUAGGUAUCCUUCAAAACCGUCAAGUAGUGAUAGUCCGGUCUUUAUGGCGCGGUGUCGUCGACGCUCUAAGAGAGGACUUUAUGAACGACAUGCGCAUCCUGGCUGAAAUUCGCGACGUUAAUAUCACCAGGAUAAUCGCGAUCGUUGAAGAGGAGCCUUUUAGUGCCAUUUUCGAAUACGGAGAACUUGGGGAUCUGUCCAGUUUUCUAAAAAAUCAUGACCGCAACGUGUCGACAAGUUACGAGUGCUCAUUAAAUCUCAUCACGCAAAUUGCUUCGGGUAUGAAGUAUCUCGAGAGUUUGAACGUACCGCAUUGCGAUCUGGCAGCCAGGAAUUGCAUCGUCUGUAAAGAUCUGCUGAUUAAAGUGUCCGACCAAGCCAUGUAUUGCAGUAAAUACGACAAUGAAUAUUAUGUUGAUGAGUGUUAUACUAAGAUACCAUUACGUUGGAUGGCGUGGGAAGCAGUCUUAUCGGGAAAACGAAGCUGCCAAUCUGACGUUUGGUCGUACGGUGUAACAAUUUGGGAAGUUCUGACGCACUGCGAAGACAUACCCUAUGCCGAUCUGACCUCGGAACAAGUAUUGGAGAAUUGUGGCCUGUGGUAUCAUUCAUUGGACAGCGGCGGUAAAAGGAAAUGUCCGCGGAUCCUCGAGCAGCCAGUAUUUUGCUCGGAUGACUUGUACCGGUUGAUGCUGCGAUGUUGGUGCAAAUGCGCGGAGGACCGGCCGAGUUUCCAAGAGAUUCACUGCUACCUCAAGAAGUUGACUCUGGAUUAAAUUUGUGCGAACGCAUUUCUACAAGAGCGUACAGAAAACGAUCCAUGCUCAUCAGCAGCAGCAGCAACGCGGACCAAAUCGAUUACAAUCAGCUGAGAAGCAUCCUGAUUGCUUUCUUGAUCGCUUUUGCGUGUAUGGCUCGAACUUUUAAAUUGCCGAUAACCCGAUACAUCGAGUCGAAGAGUCGUCAAUGCCUAAACACAUCAAGGUAUGGGAUGCUCUCUGGCCACUAAAAUAUUACUGCUCAACUAGAUUUAUCUAAUUUUGAUUAUAAAUAAGUGUAGGUUAAUAACAUAACGAUAAAUCUCAAAUGCGGCGGAUAAUCGCAGGUUUCUCGUACGAUAUUCUACGCAUUAUAUUCGAGGAAUAAUCUUUGAAGAUAUUAUCUUUCAUUGAUUAUUUCCGUAAUCAAUCAGUAUUCGAGAGAAAUACGUGAUUUCGCGCGCGAAUAUUCAUCUAUUUACUAAUUUAUUACUUUACACAUAUCUCUCUUUCCUACGCUUAUAUAUAUGUGAUAAUCAUUAUCGUUUUUACUCUUAAGAAAAUUGUUCCAUUUUUUCUCUAUAUCUAUUACCCAGAGCCAAUCGUAGAAAAAUUACGAUUAUGGCCAAGAUUUGUAGCAAAGUUUGUCGUAAUUUUGGUGCAGAUUUUGCGCAAGGCUUAAUCGUAUUUUGUCACAGCUGGGUAUACUUUAUAUCGUCAUAUAGAAUUCGUUGCGUGUAGUCGAAGCAAAAUAAUAUUAAUGAGAUCGGCAUAAAACGAACGUAAUACUCAAUUACGUCGAAUAAUGACAAUCAGUUUUGCUCAUCUAUUUAUAUGUACUUAUUUUACGAAAUAAUAUCAUAAUAUACUCGUAUUGAUCGAUUCAGCUUACCUAUCUUAGAAGGAAAGCGGAUCGUUUAAUCUUCAAUCAAAUUUCGCAAUGGCGCAAAAUUUUUAAAUAGGAAUACUCUUCAUAUAUAAAUAUAUCCUUUCUUAUAUAUAUAUAUCUUAAGCUAAGUCAUUCGUUUUUAUUCAAAAACAUAAUAAUUCACGGGAUGUAUUUUAAAACGCAGGCGAUCUUUACGGAUCGCGCGUUAUUGCGUCAUUAAUUCUUCCAAUUUAAAAAAAUGUAUCUAAACGAAAAUGUUUGUGCCAAAAAUAAUUAUAAUUCAGAAAGAACAUGCGCUUCAUAAGAUAGAUCGCGUAUUUUUUAUUCAAUAGAUAUAAUGAUGUCUUUAAGGAUCGUCUUCUAUUUUAAGAUACACCCCGUGUAUGAUAACGCAA
Molecule: messenger RNA, 5544 nt
Organism: Formica exsecta
Lineage: Eukaryota; Metazoa; Arthropoda; Insecta; Hymenoptera; Formicidae
Exons: 19
Coding region: 361-4278 (1305 amino acids)
Biological process (GO): protein phosphorylation; cell surface receptor protein tyrosine kinase signaling pathway; multicellular organism development
Cellular component (GO): signaling receptor complex; cytoplasm
Molecular function (GO): collagen binding; pyrophosphatase activity; ATP binding
Source: RefSeq, a predicted model, not a curated record